Messenger RNA from Neopsephotus bourkii (Bourke's parrot), 536 nucleotides. RefSeq names its product calcium/calmodulin dependent protein kinase II inhibitor 1 (gene CAMK2N1). The transcript is spliced from 2 exons. The record is from RefSeq and is a predicted model, not a curated record. Gene Ontology annotation, biological process: negative regulation of protein kinase activity. Lineage: Eukaryota; Metazoa; Chordata; Aves; Psittaciformes; Psittacidae. Bases 73 to 303 code for a protein of 76 amino acids. Gene Ontology annotation, molecular function: calcium-dependent protein kinase inhibitor activity; protein kinase binding.
GGCCCGCGGGCCCCGCGCCCCGGGAGGCUGUCGGGGGGCGGCGGCGGCGGCGGCCCCCCCCCCGCCGCUCCUAUGUCGGAGGGGCCGCCCUACGGCGAGGGGCAGCUGGCGGGGGACGCGGCCGUGGGGCAGCUGCCGUUCCCCGUUCGGCUCCGCGGCCCCGACGGGCUCCUCGCCGGCGGGCAGGGCAAGCGGCCCCCCAAGCUGGGGCAGAUCGGCCGCAGCAAGAGAGUGGUUAUUGAAGACGAUCGAAUCGAUGAUGUGCUACAGAACCUCUCGGAAAAAGCCCCUCCUGAUGUUUAAAUCCUCCCCGGGGACACCCUGGGAGCGGGGGGCGGGGGGUUCGGUUUACGAUGGCACAGGUUAUGGGCAGAAAAUAACCACCACCAACCCCCCCGGCAAGACCGCAGCGCCCGUAUGCUGAGCGAGCACUCGGAGAGCCGUCCCCGUCGCACAGCAGCGCAGCCUCUGCCCUCCAGGAGCCCUGCCCAGCCACGGCCACCAAACUACGGAUAAAGCACUGGAAAACGAGAGAA